Heterobasidion irregulare TC 32-1 is the source of this 666-nucleotide messenger RNA. Its product is annotated as RNase P subunit P30. The annotation marks the transcript as partial. The transcript has 4 exons. Gene Ontology annotation, biological process: tRNA processing. Gene Ontology annotation, molecular function: RNA binding. NCBI's taxonomy places the organism in Eukaryota, Fungi, Basidiomycota, Agaricomycetes, Russulales, Bondarzewiaceae. Gene Ontology annotation, cellular component: nucleolar ribonuclease P complex. The record is from RefSeq and is a predicted model, not a curated record.
ACGGUGUACAAAAAAGUAGAGCCGAAAGCGUUCGUUAAUGCACUCGAUCCAUUGCUCGGACAGCUGCGAAAACGCCAGGGUAUCAUAUACCUGAAGCGAUUGACAGCCGUUCUGGAUGAAGAUAGCGAAAAGGGAUUCGGGCUCACAAAUGCCAACGCCUCUCUCUUCGCAGCAUACGACAUCAUAGCUUUGCAUCCCACCACUGAAACCACGUUCUCUCUUGCAUGCCUGAUGCACACGGCCCCUUCCUCCCUGACUGCCCACAUCCUAUCCCUUCCUCUCACCCUCCCCCGUCUCCCCUUUCGCAUGAAACACAAGGUCGUGCGCGCAGCACUUAGAAACGGCGCAGUGUUUGAGAUCAAUUAUACCGGUGCGUUGGGUGGGGCAGAAGAGACAGACGGUGGAGGGGGGACAGGAGCGAAGCGGAACUGGUGGGCGGGUGCAAGAGAGGUCGUCAGGGUCACGAGGGUAGUGAGCGGCGGGGUAACUGGUGAAUUGGAGCUGCGAGCUCCCAGGGAUGUAGGAAACCUAAUCACGUUUCUCGGGCUUCCGCAGAACCUUGCUCAUGACGCGUCAACGACAACACCGAAGUCGCUAGUGUUACGCGCCCAAACGCGCAAAACAUACAGAGCUGUUUUCUCUGAACCCAAGGUCAUCAUACCCGAA